ACAUCACAGUUGGUGGUGUGAGAAGAACUGCACCCACACGAGUUGCUAACACACAGUAGCUGGUGGCACAGUAUUUUUACCGGGUGUACAGCUCUUUGUCACAACUGUAGCAUAUAGUGUUGUUCAAGUCUCCCCUUUUUGUUUCGACGUAAGCCCUGUCUGCCUUGGUUUCUGACACUUGUUCGAGGAAGGUAGUGAUGGCUAUGCGACAGACCCCUCUAACCUGCUCCGGGCACACCCGACCAGUUGUAGACUUGGCCUUCAGUGGGAUCACACCUUACGGAUACUUCCUCAUCAGUGCCUGCAAAGAUGGCAAGCCCAUGUUGCGCCAGGGAGACACAGGGGACUGGAUCGGGACGUUCCUGGGCCACAAAGGAGCCGUCUGGGGAGCCACGCUGAACAAGGAGGCCACUAAGGCUGCUACGGCCGCCGCCGACUUCUCAGCUAAGGUGUGGGAUGCCGUGACUGGAGAGGAGGUUCUUACGCUGGCACACAAACACAUCGUCAAAACUGUGGACUUCACUCAGGACAGCAGCUGCCUGCUCACUGGAGGCAAUGAUAAGAUGUUGCGCAUUUAUGACCUCAACAAGCCUGAUGCAGAGCCGCAGGAGAUUUCGGGUCACACGUCGGCCAUCAAGAAAGCGCUGUGGUGCAACAACGACCAGCAGAUCCUUUCCGCAGCAGAUGACAAAACCAUACGGUUGUGGGAUAAGAGCACGAGUGAGGCGGUGAAGACUCUGACGUUUGACGUGGCCGUGAGCAGCAUGGAGUACGUCCCCGACGGAGAGAUCUUGGUCAUCACAUACGGCAAGACUGUAGCCUUCUACAACGCACACAGCCUUGAGUUGAUAAAGACUGUGGACGCCCCCACCUCCAUCCACUCUGCCUCUCUUCACCCUGAUAAGGACUUCUUUGUAGCCGGAGGAGAUGACUUCAAACUCUACAAAUACGAUUAUACCACCAAGGAGGAGAUGGAGUCGUAUAAGGGUCACUUUGGGCCGGUCCACUGUGUGCGGUUCAGUCCGGAUGGAGAGCUGUAUGCCAGCGGUUCUGAAGACGGGACUCUGCGUCUGUGGCAGACGGCGGUGGGCAAGACCUACGGGCUCUGGAAAUGUGUGCUGCCCGACGAGCUGGCGUCUGAGAACUCGGAGACGCUGUACUGCCCCACGGAGAUCAAGGCCUGAGGAGCACACACAGGCCUGCACGGGGCACACCCAGAAGCAACAGAUGAAGAAGAACUGGAGGAGGAAGAGAAGAAGAAGAGAAGAGAAGAAAAUAGAGGGAGGGGAUGGAGGGGUGCGGGAUAGAGGAGGAGGACAGGAGCGCACGGGUGGAUGGAUGGAUGGAUGGAUGGAUGGAUGUACAGAUGGAUUGAUGGAUGGAUGGAGGGAUGGAGGGAGGGAAAGAAAGAAAGAAAGAAGGAAGCCGUUUAAAGGUUUCCGUGUAAAAAACGCAGCAAAGCUCAUCAUGCCCGUACCAUACCACCCUUACCACCGCCACCCCCCCUUUACGAGCCCUCCGCCCCCGUCCCCCGUCUCUACUCCACCCUGCGAAAGUGCUGUGCCACCCAGCCUACUACACACCACACCUGGGGAUGAAAACAUCAGUGGAGCAGGGGCUAUGAGACGUGUGUCUCACACACAUACACACUUAAACAUAUACAAACACGUAAACAUGCAUACACACACAAACACAGACACUUUAACAUUAACAAACACUUAAACAUGCAUAAACAAACACACACACACACAUAAACGAACACAAACACGCUGGUGCAUAUUUACAUACACACACACACACACACACACACACACACACACACACACACACACACACACACACACACACAUUUUGGGAGGGAUAUGGUAGAAUGGGGUUAGUGGUGUAAACACACACACACACAUUUAAACAUAAACAAACACACACACACACACACACACACACACACACACACACACACACACACACACACACACACACACACACACACACACCCUGGAGAGAAGCAGUAGACCUGUGAUUUCACAGCUGCCUGCUACCUGUCUGUCAAAAUCAAGUCCGCUACACUGCAUCAUACACCACGCCCCAUUUCACACACAGUCCCUCCCUCAUCCCCAUCUCACCCAAUGAAAUCACAUCACAGCGCUGUGAUCACUUUGGGCUCUCUCGAACCACUGACUCCAGAACUGCACGGGGGAAAAAAAGCGAUAAGAUUGUAAAAGUAAAAAAUUAUACACAUUUGUGUUGUGGGGCAGGGGAAUUUUGGACACACACACACACACACACACACACACACACACACACACACAUAUACACACACACACACACACACACACACACACAUACACAUAUACAUUUACAUACAUGCAUACAUACAUACAGUACACACACACACAGUCACACACACUUGGUGUUUGACGAAAGGGAGGUAUUCUGUGGUGCCCCCACCCCACCCAACCCCCUCCACAAGAGGCGGGUAGCUAAAUUAACUGAAGAGGUUAUUGGUGCUGUUUGUUCUCUCACUGAGACAUGUUGGGGUAAAGUGAACGAUGAAAAUGUCACAAGUUACUUACGUUCUUUACUGUUCUUUGUAAUGUCUUUGGUUGAAAAAAAAGAAAACACACACUUGUGUUAUUUUUUUGGUGGAUGAAAUAAAAACAAAUGUGAAAUGCC
Molecule: messenger RNA, 2673 nt
Organism: Engraulis encrasicolus (European anchovy)
Lineage: Eukaryota; Metazoa; Chordata; Actinopteri; Clupeiformes; Engraulidae
Gene: strap
Product: serine/threonine kinase receptor associated protein
Exons: 10
Coding region: 198-1184 (328 amino acids)
Biological process (GO): spliceosomal snRNP assembly
Cellular component (GO): SMN complex
Molecular function (GO): protein binding; RNA binding
Source: RefSeq, a predicted model, not a curated record